This is a messenger RNA of Prorocentrum cordatum, 2089 nucleotides long. The record is from the annotation of a GenBank genome assembly. NCBI's taxonomy places the organism in Eukaryota, Dinophyceae, Prorocentrales, Prorocentraceae.
GGAACCCAUUCGAAUCCGAGGCUCGUCGCGGCCAGAGAAGCCCCUGCGAGGUGACUACCUCGUGCACUGCGCCGAGAUGGUCCAAGAUGGCCUGGCACGAAGAAUCCGUAGCCAUUUUGGCUCAAGCCAUUUGGGCUCGAGUCGUUUGGGUCAAAGCCUGGAGCAAGAACAAGAGGACAAGAACAAGAACAAGAGCAAGAACAAGAGCAAGAACCCGAGCAGGGGCAAGAGCAAGAGCAAGAACAAGAGCAAGAACUUGAGCAAGAGGCGGGCUUGGAUGGCGAAAUGCAACCAAGAAGGGAACGCGAACAGGAAAAGGGAAGGGUUCAGUUGGGUGCCCGGUCGUACGCGUUCAGUCUGGGUACACUAUUGUCGCCAGAAGGAAAGACCGUUUCUGCUAUUACCGCGCACAUGCAAGAGGAGUUUGGGCCCGGGGCGGUUCCAGCCGAUUGGUCGUCGCUGAAAGGUGCCAACCCGUCCCGCUCAGAGCUCUUGGCAUUUUUAGAUGCGUUGGGCUUUCGGAACGCUCACGUACUCGUAGAUGGGCGUACGAGCAGCGACGGUGGAAGCCGCUCUUAUUUCAUAGAGCGGCACGACGGUAAGGUACCCUCUGGCUGGCUAGUGCAUGACACUAUCCAAAAUAAUAUCCUCGACUUGGGCUCUUGGCAACUUACUCUUCCCUGGCUGGUGGAUGUUACAGAAACUGCCGACCCGGAGGAUGCCACAAAGUACGGUUGGCUCCUCCGCAAGUACAGCCGCCUCAUGCUCAAGGGUUUGGCUGGCCUCAUGCGCCUCUUGAUGGAGGAUGUGCUGAAUUUGUUCGUUCAGGGGUGCUUCUUGGUCAAAUUUUGGGAUAGAUGGGGCUGGCUGGCGCGUGUAUUCACGAUAACCUCCAUGAUGGCCGGUCUGACUUGAUCCUGCGCAGGACCAGUCAAGGAUCUGAUGGGCGCGUAUGCUCAGCGGCGGGAGGCCUCCGAUGGCGGGGCGGGGUUUAGGCUGGACGACGGGACACGAGUGGACGACCAGCAGCAACCGGGGAAAGACGGCGAGCCGGACUCGACUGAGCCGAAGCCGGAGGCUGCUGAAGAUAUCCGAGUGGAGUUGCUGAACGUCGAAGCUGGAGAAGAGUCGAAGGCACCAAAGAGACAGAAGGUUGUUCACUACACUGGGCGGCUUACAGACUUCAUCGCAGACGCCACGGUGGUGCACUCGAAGCUCGCCCACCGACUCCUGAUUGCUUGCUCAGUCGCGUAUUGGACGAGCAUGGCCUUGAUCCCAGUGUUGUUCGGGAGUGGGAUCGAGGGCGGAGAGGAUUCCUCCAUUCCCAGCGGCGCGGUGUUAUAUUUCAUGGCGAUCAACAUCUCCAGCGUCAUGGUGGAGCUGUGGAUCGGAAAUCACCUCGAGCGAGGCGCCUACUUGACCAUGUACUGUUGCGAGAUGGUGGAGAAGGCCUUGGGCGGCCAGUACAAGGAGCUUAUGGCGUUGGGCGCGGCUGGGUUGAGCAUCGUCGGGCGGUAUGACACUUUUACAGACGUCAUCUUCUGCAUCAUCUUGAGCAAGACAGAGCCCAUCACCGAUUUGCAUUUCUCGCAUACGUUGGGCGUCCAUGUCCACCUUCCCUUUGAGUUGUAUCACAUCUCAUUGUUCUCCCUGGUCUUCGGAGUAUUCGUCCUCCAGGGGAUUCCUGGCAUGUUCCUCAUCAUCUGGAAAAAGUAUCUUCCAGUUGCCUUCAAGCUGAAUGAGUUCAAUUUUCUUUUGGCGCUGGUGGAGUACGAGGAGGCAGAAGAGGAGUACGAAGCUGCGCAACAAGUUGACGGCUACCAACCAGCACCGUCAUGAUCUAGGUCUGUCAUUCGGAAGUCGAAAGAUCAUUUAGCUUGUGGACCCUCUUUGCACGGCAAGUGUGGAAACGUCGGGCCCACUACGUUCUACGUGCAUUGGCUGCAUUGGCCGCAGGCCGCGAUUCGUUCCUGUUUUCCCGGCGUUGGCGCCUCUGUGGGCGCCCAUUUCAUACUUGAGAUCUGCUAGUGGUGUCUUGCUGUGGGGGUAAAACAAAAAAAAUGGCCUGGCACGAAGAACAGUAGGGCAC